Cornus florida is the source of this 2940-nucleotide messenger RNA. RefSeq lists its product as uncharacterized. NCBI's taxonomy places the organism in Eukaryota, Viridiplantae, Streptophyta, Magnoliopsida, Cornales, Cornaceae. Gene Ontology annotation, molecular function: acyltransferase activity, transferring groups other than amino-acyl groups. The transcript has 2 exons. Bases 2398 to 2922 code for a protein of 174 amino acids. The record is from RefSeq and is a predicted model, not a curated record.
UGGCUUGCAUUUCAUUAGGUACUUGAACCCAGAGCACUUCCAUUGUCUAGAGAGAGAUGAGCUUUCUUUAAUGGCCGCAUUUAGGUACGAGCUCCCGUCUCAAGGUUUAUUGCAGAAGCGACCUCUCAUUGUGAAAGGUCCUAUAUGUAUCCCCAGGAAACUUGCUGGCAAUUGUUCUGAUGUUUUCUUCCGAGUCGAUCUUGAACAUUGAGCUAAUAGACAAGCUUUUACUCAUGAUAUUGUUUCUUAAUCUUUUGGACUUUAUCAUUAUAUGUUCAUCCGGUUAAAUUUCUUUUAAAAGGUUUGGAGUUUUGGUGAUUAUUUUAGACAAUUUAAUCCUCAUGACAGUUUAAAUUGAAAACAUUGUAUGUGGUUAGCCCUGCAUUAGAAUUUUUUGUUCUGGUAGAACUUCAAUGAUAAUUGUCCUGGGAUUGAUCUUUUGCAGUUCUAGAACUUAAAAAGUUAACCAUGUUGUUGGACAGCUCAUUCUGCUCCAUAAGCAGUUUCUAUUAAAGUAUGCAUGGGAUUAAUGUCGUUACAAUUUGCACAUAGUUUCAAGAAACAUGAAAUUCCCAUUUUGGCAGGGGAGACUGUUUCUUUUGCGUCAACAAUGGGAUUUUUGUUUGGCUGUGUUUUUUAGUGCAUCAUUCCGUUGAUCUUAUUUGGUUGCAAUAUCGUGUUUUGUGUGUGUCUGCUGUUGUAUUUUGUGUGAAAUUGAGUUCCCGUUUGAAUUCAUGAUAACUACAUAUUUCGGUGAAGAGUGCCUUCUGUGUUUGUUAGAAGACUGCCUGGUGAGGUCCAUUUAAUUUUUAGAGUUUUGUGCUUCACCUGACAUUUUAUUUUACCUACAAUCUUACUACCUCUAGGCAUUGAUGAUGGCCCACAAAAGUCAAUCGUCUGAGCAGAUAAUCUUUCUUGUCACACACUUAUAUGGAUACCUUUUCCUGCAUUUAAACAGUAGGCCUUGGAAGUGCAACCAAGAUGGGAGAUCCAUUGAUCUAGUGGCUUUUAGCUUGCUGCUAACACUGAUGUUGCCAUGGAGAGCAGCCAAGUGGAGGCUACUUGGCAAGAACCUCUGGUUAUUGUAAGAGUUAGAAAUUUCAAGAGUUAUGGUGGGAGGAAAAUUUGAGGAAAAUUAUGAAAAUGAUUGUGCAUCGUUCAGACAGUAUGUUCAUAUGCAUGUCAUAUUCAACACUGCCGGGCUCUUUCACAUAGGCUUGGUUUCUGCUUUGUUUUUCAACACACCAUGCGGUAGGUAAUUGCUGUGUGGUUUGGGUGUCCAAGGUAUCCUGCUGCCAUUAGGUUAUACACAUUCAGUAUACUAAUUAGAGGGCUCGGUACCAUCCUCCCAGAUUCAGCUUUUGCUAUUUUCUUUUAAAAGAAAUCAAAAGGAUCCAUGAAAUUCAUUUGUUACUCCCCUCUUGACUGUUUAGUAGCAACUAGCAUGACUGUGUAAAACUUGCCUCUUAUUAAUGGCGUUUCAAAGAGCAUUGCAGAUGCUUCUAGGUUUUUCAGGUCGGUUGAGUGCUGCAACACAACAGUAGAUAGCAGCUUGUACAGUUUUGGUAAAGGGCGGAAGAACUCUUUCCCUAUAACACCUCAUGGUAGCUCAUUUGACAUGUUCAACAUGUUUUCUAUUAGUUUCAGAAGUAAUUUAGCUUGCAAAUACUAAUUUUUUAUAUUAGCCAUUGUGUCUGAUUGUAUUUUGAGUACGAAAAGCAGUUCUCAUGUCAAAGUAGUGUGGAAUGUUGACACAAUAAACAGAAAAGAAAGAGAGGGAAAAUUUUCCGGAGUGCCUUCUAUACAUUUAUCUAUUAUGAUUAGAUUAUCAGGUCUCUUCAAUUUCCUCUGAAUGCAGUUUUUUUGCUACUGUUUUCUGUCUCUGGAAGCUCUACUAUAUAAAUGUUAUUACAGUGUCUAAUCCUGUAAUGAUGGAGCUGUUAGAAAGCUCCCAUUAUGUACAACUGUCAACUUUCAUGUGCUUAUUCAAAAAACCUGCAGCUGAAAGCUUGGCAUCAACAUCAUCAGGUACUAUGAGCUGCCUAAUAAUUUCUAUUUUGGUUUUGAAAUAAUUUUGCGGUUAGGAUUUUGUUUUUUGAUAACUACUCAACGGGAUACAACUUCCUCAAUAUCCGAACUUGCUAGGAAUAUCAGUUCCACGGAUUAUGUUUAUUAUAUUCCAAGUUUCAGUUUCUUCCUCCUCCUUAUCACUCAGUAUGAUUCGUAUGUAUUUAUAAUUAUAUUUAUAUAUUGCACAUCAAAGUACUCCCAUUUACAUACUUAAAAUAAUGUUAAGCUGAAGACCUUAGUUUUGACUAAUUAUGCCAUCGCUUUGGCAUCAUAGCCUGUUUCCUCCCCGUUUCAACUUUCAACCACCACCCUUUUUGCAAAAUAAGCAUGAAUUCUUCGAGUAUCACCCUUCGCCCAUUCAGAGUAACGGACACUGAUGAUAUCAUGUUAUCGAUGGCCGAUGAUCGAGUAACGCGAAAUCUCCGAAGGAAGACCAUAACCUCUAAAGAAGAAGCUUUGACUUUCAUCAGGGAAGUCUGCAUCCCCCAUCCUUGGCGGCGAUCAAUAUGCGUUGAUGACCGAUCGAUUGGAUCCAUCUCCAUCUCCCCUGGAACGGGGGAUGAGCGGUGUAGGGCAGAGAUUGGGUACGCCAUAGCAGUUGAUUACUGGGGCCAGGGGAUCACCACCAUGGCAGUGAAGAUGGCACUUUCUCAGGUUUUUAAGGACUUUCCUGAUGUAGUGAGACUGCAGGCUUAUGUUAAUGCAGAGAAUAAGGCCUCCCAAAGAGUAUUAGAGAAAGCUGGUUUUCUCAAGGAGUGUCUUGUAAGGAAAUACGCCUAUCUCAAGGGCAAGCUACAGGACUUGGUUAUCUAUAGCUUUCUAUCUACAGAUACGAUUCCUGCAGAUCCUUAAACUUAUAUGCAGUUUCUG